Molecule: messenger RNA, 4471 nt
Organism: Tuber aestivum (summer truffle)
Lineage: Eukaryota; Fungi; Ascomycota; Pezizomycetes; Pezizales; Tuberaceae
Source: the annotation of a GenBank genome assembly
AAGCACGGCAGUCUGUCAUCAAGCCCAAGAGGUGGGUGGGAGAAGGCCUCCCCCCGAUCCGUCGCCGAUUAAAGAAGGAUACCUUCCAUCAUCUCUCGUUGCUCCUGUAAAAGGAAAGGAUCUUUUGGGUGCAUCCCACACUGCGGACUGGGGGAUGGAGUACGGUGUCAUACCGGUACUCGUACGGUAUCACCGUAUGUAUGUGUCCUAUUCUUGGCCAUCUUACAACCUGAUAGACCCCAACUGUCCGAGUGCGCGUCCAUGACCGCAGCUUGCAUGGUCCGGGAAGCUAAAAUAAAUUUCGAAUAGACACGGCUGCCGCUGGUCGAGAAAUUCUCUCAAGUCAUCAAAGGCGUCAGAUCCGCCGGCAGGAGAUUUCAUUUAUUUUUCGCUUCAUCGUGUCCAGGACCUCGGUUGGCUUCUAAACCCUUCCUUGCCAAAAGCUGACGGGAAGGGGAAAAAAGCGAGGCUCCGAGCCGGACCGAGCUAGGGUGCAAGCAGAUUCGAAUCCCGUAAAUUUACUUGUGCUCACGCAUCGCAAAGAAUAGCGGAUCUCGCCAGCAUCACCCCCAAUACACACCCGCAUACACCAAUAACCCUUAGCCGCAACCCACCUUUCCCUGGUUCAGAUAUAGAGUUGCCUUCCCCCACCCUCCGCGCCGCCCCUUUAUCAGCUAAAUGAGAGCUUUCUUGCGUGCUGCCCCGAUCACACGAUCGAGUCACCUACACUUCCGCUCUAUAAGUCGGCUGAGAAACUACAGCUUCAUCGCUCGACAUCGCUCAUCUGCCACUCCCACUGCCACUUCUACUCCCACUGCCACUUCUACUGCUACUCCUUCACCCUCACCCUUACAAGGCCGAUAUAGACUUGCCGCGUCUUCACCAACUUCUCGCCAAUUCGUCCGACGCUGCUCUGCUCACAGAAUGUGCCACCCCAAAGAGGCUUCCGGCUCGGUCGAUAUUACUCGGGGGAGAGAGGUCCUGCCCGGGAAUGUGAAGCCAACCAAUUAUGCUGUUGAGCUCGAGCCGGACUUUGAGACGUUCAAAUAUGACGGGACUGUUGCGAUUGAGUAUGAUCCCCGAUCAUUGAUGGUUUCCGGGACCCGUUAGGCUGAUAAUGGUCGUCAUGAUAGCUUGGAGGUAGUGGAGGCUAGCACCACCGUUGCCGUCAAUAUUAUAGAUAUUGAUAUUAAGGAGGUCUCUGUGGAAUAUGAUGGAAGUUCCCACAGCCCUACCGAGUCCAAGUAUUAUUAUUAUUUUUUCUCCGUCCUAUCUUUGCUAUGAUGGCUGGGAUGUUAAUUGGUUUAUUGAUAGCCAUGAAGAGGAGACCCAAACCAUUACUUGGACUUUCGAGAGGACUAUUCCCGCGGGCACCCGGGCUAUCCUUACCGUCAAGUUCCAGGGAUCGCUCAAUGAUAACAUGGCUGGUGAGUUGACCUGGUGGCCAAUCUUCGGGUGUCGGCUGAUGGCAUUCUAGGUUUCUACCGUUCAUCCUAUAAGGAUGGGGACGGAAACACCAAGUAUAUGGCUACUACCCAGAUGGAACCCACCGAUGCUCGCAGGGUGAGAUCGAUGAUGCCCAUCGUCCUUAUUCCUGAACUUGAUGCUUACAAGGUCCAAUAGGCUCUCCCUUGCUUCGAUCAACCGGAUCUUAAAGCUACCUGGGAUGUCACCUUGAUUUGCGACAAGAACCUAACCGCCCUAUCAAACAUGGACGUCAAGGAAGAGAAGGAGCUGGACAAUGGAAAGAAAUCCGUUUCCUUCAACCGAAGCCCCAAGAUGUCCACUUACGUGACUACAUCCAUACAUCCCCCUAGUAUCACACUCUCUUACAAUUGACUUCCAGCUUCUCGCGUUCAUCGUCGGAGACCUACGGUUCGUUGAGAACAACGGCUUUCGAGUCCCCAUUCGAGUUUAUGCUACACCAGGCUCGGAGCACCUUGGACACUUCUCAGCAGAGCUCGCAGCAAAGACUCUCGAAUUUUACGAUAAAACCUUCGAUUACCCAUACCCGCUACCGAAGAUGGACAUGGUUGCCAUUCCCGACUUUUCGGCAGGAGCCAUGGAGAACUGGGGCUUGGUCACAUACCGGGUCGUGGACUUGCUCUAUGACGAGAAGACCGCUUCAUUGGACCGGAAGCAGAGAAUUGCCGAGGUCGUGCAGCACGAACUUGCCCACCAAUGGUUCGGAAACCUGGUCACUAUGGACUUCUGGGAAGGGCUGUGGCUCAACGAGGGUUUUGCCACCUGGAUGAGUUGGUACUCUGGGAAUAAGUUUUACCCCCAGUGGAAGGUUUGGGAAUCAUAUGUUACCGACAGUUAUGCUGGGGCUCUGGGAUUGGAUGGAUUGAGGAGCAGUCAUCCCAUCGAGGUGCCGGUGAAGAAGGUUUCCGAGAUCAACCAGAUUUUCGAUAGCAUUUCUUACUUGAAGGGAAGCUCUAUACUGAGGAUGAUUUCGGUCUACCUUGGCGAGGAUGUUUUCCUGGAAGGUAUUAGGAGGUACUUGAAGAAGCAUGCAUAUGGAAAUACCCAGGUUUGCACCACCCCCCUCCCACCUUGUUCCCUGCCUAGGGCUAACUGGAUAAGACUGGUGAUUUAUGGGCGGCUCUCAGUGAUGCUAGCGGAAAAGAUGUUGAGAGUGAUAUGGCGACAUGGACCAAGAAGAUUGGCUACCCCGUCAUUGCUGUCGAGGAGCACGGUAGUGAGCUUCACUUGACCCAAAACCGCUACCUGAGAACGGCAGAUGUCAAGCCGGAGGAGGACGAGACACUGUGGCCCAUCUUCUUGGGUCUCCGCACCAAGAGCGGCAUCGCUGAGAGCCUUACCUUCAACACUAGGCACACCACGAUCAACCUUGACGACCCGGAAUUCUACAAACUCAAUGCCAAUCACACCGGUGUCUACCGUACACUAUAUCCUCCGGCACGCCUUGCGAAGCUCGGCCAAGCCGCCGACCUUCUUUCUGUAGAGGAUCGUGCAGGUUUGCUCGGGGACGCCGGAGCCCUUGCCACGAGCGGAUACCAGAAGACUUCCGGUCUAUUGGAUCUCCUUGUUGGUCUCAAGAAUGAGAAGGAGUACAUUGUCUGGUCCGAGAUUGCCUCUAGAAUUGGUAGCAUCAAGGCUGCCUGGCUCUUUGAACCCAAGGAAAUCCUCAAGGGAUUCAAGAAGUUCCAGAAGGACCUCUUUGCACCGAUUACUCACGAAAUUGGUUGGGAUUUCAAGCCUGAGGAUAGCGAUAUCCUCCAGCAGCUCAAGGCAUUGGCUUUCGGUCAGGCCGGGUAUGGUGGUGACGAGGAGGUCGUUGCUGCCGCUAAGAAGAUGUUUAAGAAAUUUGCUGAUGGCGACGUUGAUGCUAUCAACCCCAACAUCCGUACUGCGGUUUACCAUAUUGUGUUGCAGCAUGGUGACAACGAUGGAGAGAAGGAAGUCUGUUGUGUUUGCCCCGAUAAAUGGCGCUGCAUGAUGCUGACUUUGUUUGUGAUAGUGGGAUAUCAUCCACAACGCAUACCUGAAUGGCCGUACUAGCGAUGAGCGCAAUGUAGCUCUCCGCACCCUUGGCCGCUCCGAAAACGCGGAAAACAUCCAGAAGACCCUCAAUCUCUGUCUCAACGGCGAAGUCAAGGAACAAGACGUAAGUAGUCCAUACCUCACACUCCCUCCUACUUAUCUAACGCAUUCAGAUCUACCAACCGAUCAGCGGUCUCCGUGCCCAUGCCGCUGGGACGGAAGCCCUUUGGUCCUGGACGCAAGAGAACUGGGACAUCCUCGUCAAGAAGCUUCCACCUGGCCUCUCCAUGCUCGGUGGUGUCGUCGGCACCUGCACAGGAGGCUUCACUUCCGAGGAGGCUAUCGCAGAUAUUGAGAAGUUCUUUGGGGACAAGGAUCAGAAAGGAUAUGACAGAAGCUUGGCCCAGAGUUUGGACGGAAUUCGUGCCAAGGCUGCUUGGGUAAAGAGGGAUGCUGAUGAUGUUAAGGCUUGGUUGAAGGCGAAGGGGUAUACCCUUGCCGAGAAGUUGUAGACUUAUCUUAGCGCCUGUCCUUUUUUUUUUUUCAGUGGCAUCUAGAGUAGCUUCUUAGAGUGAAUAGAUGGUAUAGUGGGUGCGAUAUAGUGAUAGCAUCUGCAUUGUAGGAAGUGCCCAGAAUGCCGCCGGCAGUGGGGGGUAACCACAUCAUCCCGCGAUGCCCCUACAACUCAACCAGCUAAAAAAUCAACAAACCCCUAACCGCAAGAGAGAGAAGAGAAAAAAAUCAUCUCCACUACCGCAAAAAGCAUUCGAAAGCCAUGCGCCAGAAGGGAAUCGAACCCCUGCCAAUUGCUUGGAAGGCAAUUAUCCUACCACUGGACCACUGGCGCUGGUUAUAUCUAAACUGCCUGCCUGUGCGCAUAAGAUUGGUUUUAAGACCGAGUUCCACCAGUGCGCGAAAAAUUUUCCGAGCCGCAAUAGAUCAUAUCUCCCGGAACUCAGGUACG